AUGUUACGGAUAUUUCGGAUUGACAAAUGUCUGGCAAAAACUUCAAAUCGCAUACUAUUAAAUGGAAGGUUUGGCUCAUUCAACCGUUCUUUGGUGAGAUUUGUAUCCACAAAACCAAAUAUUGUAACCAAAAAUGAUGGAAAAAGAUAUUCUGGCAGUACUGUUGCCCUAUACUUUACGUUAGGUUUAUUCCUUGGUACAAGUAUAAUCACAUACAAGCUUGCAAAGAAUCCGCCGGAAUUUUUGUUUCCCCAUUCAUCAACAACUAAGCUUGCAGAAAUUUCAUCUCCGAGAUAUGGCGACCCCGACAAAGUCGUCAAGGAAUUAAAGAACGUUCUAAGUGCUGAUCAAAUAAGAAGCACCAAAGAGACAUUAGAGACUCAUAGUGAUUCAUCCUUUUCUACCCACCAUGCAACCCCGGAUCAAAGGCCUGUUGCGGUGAUUUUUCCAAAUUCUACAGAAGAAGUUUCCUUGGUGUUAAAGGCAUGCCAUAAGUAUAAAGUUCCGGUCGUGCCAUAUACAGGUGGUACAUCAUUAGAAGGGCAUUACACUCCUACUAGAAAGGGUAUCAGUGUCGAUCUCUCUCGUAUGAAUAAAGUGUUAGCGGUUCACGCCGAAGACUUGGAUGUUACUGUCCAAGCUGCUGUGGGCUGGCAGACAUUGGCAAACUACUUGAAAUCAUAUAAUCUGAUGUUUGGACCAGACCCUGGUCCAGGAGCUUGCAUCGGUGGUAUGGUUGGAACAUCUUGCUCUGGAACGAAUGCUGCCAGAUGGGGUACGAUGAAAGAAAAUGUCGUGAGCCUUACUGUUGUCUUAGCUGAUGGUACAAUCAUUAAGACCAAGAAUAGACCAAGAAAGUCCGCCGCCGGUUACAACUUAAAUGGUCUAUUUAUUGGAUCUGAGGGUACAUUAGGGAUUGUUACGGAAGCUACUUUGAAGCUUAAUGUCAAGCCCAAGUAUGAGAAUGUCGCUGUGAUUUCAUUCCCAACAAUUAGUGAUGCAAGUAGCACUGUAGCACAGUUUGUUCAGCAUGGAAUUCAACUUGAUGCUAUGGAAUUGCUUGAUGACAAGAUGAUGAAGUACGUGAAUGUCAGUGGUCAAACCACUUUGAAAUACGAUGAAGCACCCACUCUUAUGUUAAAGAUCGGGGGAACUACCAAAGAGGCAGUCAAAAGUCAGAUAAAUGACGUUAAAAGAAUUUCGAAGGAAAACCACCAGAAUUCGUUUAGGUUUGCAAGUUCCGAUGCCGAAAGGGAGGAACUUUGGAAUGCAAGAAAGGUUGCAUUAUGGUCUACAAUUAAUUAUGGUCAGGAAUACAUUGACAAGGAUAUUCAGGUUUGGGCCACGGAUGUUGCCGUUCCUAUUUCAAAACUUUGCGAGUGCUUGACGGCUACAAAGAAUGAGAUGAAUGAAACUGGUGUUGCAGGUGCAAUCGUUGGUCAUGUUGGUGAUGGUAACUAUCAUGCCAUGAUUUUAUUCAAACGUGAGGAUAGACCAAAGGUUGAGAGAAUUGUUCGUCAUAUGGUUGAUGGUGCUUUGAAAGCAGAAGGAACAGUUACUGGAGAGCACGGUGUUGGUAUGGGAAAAAGAGGAUUCCUCAAGCAGGAGCUUCCACCGGACGCUAUUGAUCUUAUGAGAAAGAUCAAAUUUGCCUUGGAUCCAUAUCGUAUCUUGAACCCGGAUAAAGUCUUCAGUAUAGAUCCAAAGGAUAAAGGGGAAUAG
This is a messenger RNA of Brettanomyces bruxellensis, 1722 nucleotides long. RefSeq lists its product as uncharacterized. Gene Ontology annotation, biological process: lactate catabolic process. The coding region runs from base 1 to 1722 and encodes 573 amino acids. Gene Ontology annotation, molecular function: D-lactate dehydrogenase (NAD+) activity; FAD binding; D-lactate dehydrogenase (cytochrome) activity. The transcript has a single exon. Gene Ontology annotation, cellular component: mitochondrion. NCBI's taxonomy places the organism in Eukaryota, Fungi, Ascomycota, Pichiomycetes, Pichiales, Pichiaceae. The record is from RefSeq and is a predicted model, not a curated record.